Molecule: messenger RNA, 2091 nt
Organism: Exaiptasia diaphana
Lineage: Eukaryota; Metazoa; Cnidaria; Anthozoa; Actiniaria; Aiptasiidae
Product: probable G-protein coupled receptor 19
Exons: 2
Coding region: 370-1836 (488 amino acids)
Biological process (GO): G protein-coupled receptor signaling pathway
Cellular component (GO): membrane
Molecular function (GO): peptide binding; G protein-coupled receptor activity
Source: RefSeq, a predicted model, not a curated record
UAGASAGGACUAGUCUUUAGUACAAAAGUGUUAAGUUUUAGUUUUCUUUGACAAUGAUGGUCAAUCACAAUUAGAGUCCCUUUGAGGCAUUCUACAACAACUGACAUUGUUGCUUAGAGAUGUAAAUUAUCCAAGCUUGUCGUGUAUCAACGAUAAUGACAACGCAGAGGUGAAAACAAAACCACAAACAUCAAAUCAAUUGAGAGCAGCUAAACUCAACAACCAACAAUUUCAUAGAAAUGUGACAACCAGCAAAUACGGAGAAAAAUAUUGAAAAAAUGAUCUUGAAAUUACGACGUCACAGCCAAGAAUCUUGAAUCAGAGUAACUCUGCUUGAAGUCAAGAGUUUUGUACUGUGCCAGUAUCACGAUGAAUUCAUCAAACACGAGUAAAUUCAAGUUUUAUCCGCUUCAGUAUCGCUCACAAGAAGAAGUUAUCGCAGAGACGUUGAUAGCUUGCUUGUUGUUUAUCCUGGGAGUCAGUGGGAACAGUCUUAUAUGUUACGUAAUACACAAAAAACGUUUCACAAGCUCGUCUAUGUACUUCUUCAUGUUAAACCUGGCCUGUGCCGAUCUUCUGGUUUGUUUCGCGUCCAUACCUUUAACAUUGUUAGCCACGAGGCCUCAGCCUGUUGAUGUUGAAUUUGGCUGGGUGGGAUGUAAGGUAAUUCGCUUUAUCCAGUACAUGUUACCACCGGCUUCAGUAGCGAUUCUUACCGCCACAGCGAUAGAUCGAUAUUUUCAUAUCUGUAUACCGYUAAAAAGAAUGAUUACAACUACAGCAACUAAACAACUAGCUGGUAUAUGCUGGGGUUGUGCUAUCAUACUCACUCUACCCGUCUUCUUCCUUAUCGAGACAGACAACGUUACCUAUCAAGGACAAGUUUACCAAUUUUGUAACAUCCACGAAACCUCGCGGUAYCCUAUUGCUGGUACAGUGUACCUAGUAUUCCGAGGUGUGCUKGGGUUUGCUAUGCCGUUAGSUGUUAUUUCAGUAUUGUAUUUUAAAAUUGUGCGAACAGUUUGGCGAAGAGAUACCAAUCAUUCAACAAACAGACAGCGAGCAAACGUUGUCAAGUCCUUAUUGACUGUUGURAUUGCGUUUACGCUGAGUUGGACUCCAUUCUCUGUCUGUAAUAAAUACUAUUUAUUUUUGAAACAGAAUGUCAUUACAAGACARGARAUCAUAACUUUCUGGGUCGGUUUAUCAGCUUCGGUGUACAAUCCUGUUAUCUAUGCCUUUUUUAACAAGAAAUUUCGCGAUGCAUUCAAAGCUGUUGUGUUURGAAAGAAAAUCAUGCAGAGGUCUCAAGCUGUGUUAUUUCAGGUCCCUGUACACCGACCACGAUCAAAAACACUUCCAGCCUUACUAGCAACAGACAUACCUCAAGAAAAUGAUGGUACUUCACUAGCUAAAACAAGACACUUAUCAAUCGGUUGCCAACAAUUACUAGCUAACAGUGAAUCAGUCAAUGACYAUCARGCCUCACAAGYAAUCGACAUGACAGCAUUAGAGACCCAAAGUGAGCAAAUAAAGCUCGGUAAUUCCAAUACAAUAUUAAUUGACGCAUGCGCAGAUGAUAACGUUUUCCAUGAGUCCACACAUAAGAGCAAAGUUAAGGCAAGGAAGAUGGCUCUACCAAAUYUUUUGCCGCCAGUACACUUCCCUGUUGGGCUACGACGUUCAMACACAUUUCAAGACAGAAACGACGUCACUUCUGSUAGGACAAGAUUAAGGCCUGUCAAUCAAGAUGUACGUCACAUUGACGUCAGUCAGGUUCAUUUUUCACGAGACAACAACAGGAGGUGGGGAGAGCGAGGAGACUACGUUUCAUAGAACUAUUUCAAGUAAGGAAGAUUCAACUGACAAAAUAACUGGCCGCUGGCUUACAUAUCAACUCAGUCCAAGCAGUUUGAAACAAAACUGUCAACCUGUCAACCAACAUUUGCUGAGCGAUUGUUUGAAUCAGGGCCACAUUGGAUAUCAAUAUCAGCCUCAAAAUUGACAGCAAAUGUYUUUAUAUUUUCUUCCAUUCUGUUCAAACUAGAAUGCACGAUCCGUGUUUUUGGUGAAUUAAAGAAUGGAUUAGAA